UGUCAGAAAAAAAAAGAUGCAACACGUGUUUGAGUAAACUGCAGAUUGAACAUGAGUUUCAGACCGAAGCAGGUAGAAAGAAUAUCUUUUAUUUUUCACAGUAACGUAUUUCUCAGUUAGUUACGUUUAAUAGGAAACUAUCGCAGGACUUCUCCCGGUUGUUAAAAAGCCCGAGGCAGUGAACGGUCGAAGCGUUAGCUUACCGGGUGGGAGGUCAAGUCAAAGAACUGAACGAGGAAGCAAGUUCCCCUUGUUUUUGACAGUUGUGUGUUUCCCGCUUUUGUUUUUUAAUAUAUCCUUUUGCUGCCUUUUCUUGCUCGUUGCCAACAGCUUUUUGAGGUGGCCGUUUUGUUUAGGCCCGGGCUGUUUUUAGUAAAUCAUGGCAGACUACCUCAUUAGCGGGCAGACGUGUUACGUUCCGGACGACGGGCUAACUGGACGGCAGCUGUUCAACGGUGGAGACGGGCUCACAUACAAUGACUUCCUGAUUCUGCCGGGCUACAUCGACUUCACAGCUGACCAAGUGGACUUGACAUCAGCACUCACCAAAAAAAUCACAAUGAAGACCCCUUUUGUGUCCUCCCCCAUGGACACGGUGACAGAGGCAAACAUGGCCAUAGCCAUGGCAUUAACGGGGGGCAUUGGCUUCAUUCACCACAACUGUACUCCAGAAUUCCAGGCCAAUGAAGUUCGAAAAGUCAAGCGAUAUGAGCAAGGCUUUAUUACAGACCCCGUGGUGAUGAGCCCCAACGAGCGAGUGCGAGACGUCUUCCAGGCCAAGGCCCGCCAUGGUUUCUGUGGGAUCCCCAUUACAGACAAUGGCAAAAUGGGUAGCAAACUGGUGGGAAUUAUCUCCUCCAGAGAUAUAGACUUUCUGAAAGAAGAGGAUCACAACCUACCACUGAGUGAGGUGAUGACAAAGCUAGAAGAUCUAGUGGUUGCCCCUGCUGGAGUGACGCUGAAAGAAGCAAAUGAAAUCCUUCAGAGGAGCAAGAAAGGUAAGCUGCCCAUAGUGAAUGAGGAAGGUUCCCUGGUGUCCAUCAUCGCCCGCACAGACUUAAAGAAGAACAGAGAUUUUCCUCUGGCUUCCAAAGACUCUCGGAAGCAGCUGCUGUGUGGCGCUGCCAUCGGCACCCACAAUGACGACAAAUACAGGCUGGACCUGCUGGUACAGAGUGGGGUAGAUGUGGUUGUACUGGACUCUUCUCAAGGCAACUCAGUCUUCCAGAUCAACAUGAUUAAAUAUAUCAAAGAAGAGUACCCCAACCUGCAGGUCAUUGGAGGCAAUGUGGUGACUGCAGCUCAGGCUAAGAACCUCAUUGACGCAGGAGUGGAUGCUCUGAGGGUGGGGAUGGGCAGCGGCUCCAUCUGUAUCACACAGGAAGUGCUGGCAUGUGGCAGACCCCAGGCCACAGCUGUGUAUAAAGUUUCAGAGUACGCUCGGCGUUUUGGUGUCCCCGUCAUCGCCGACGGAGGCAUCCAGACUGUUGGACACGUCGCCAAAGCACUCGCACUGGGAGCAUCAACAGUGAUGAUGGGCUCUCUGUUGGCUGCCACCUCUGAAGCUCCAGGUGAAUAUUUCUUCUCCGACGGCAUCAGGUUGAAGAAAUACCGUGGCAUGGGCUCCCUGGACGCCAUGGACAAAAACCUCGGCUCUCAGACCAGAUACUUCAGUGAGAGUGACAAGAUUAAAGUAGCUCAGGGUGUCUCUGGAGCGGUGCAGGACAAAGGCUCCAUCCACAAGUUUGUUCCCUACCUGCUCGCUGGAAUUCAGCACUCCUGUCAAGACAUCGGUGCCAAAAGCCUCACUCAGCUCAGAGCUUUGAUGUACUCCGGAGAUCUGAAAUUUGAAAAGAGAACGGCCUCGGCUCAGAUGGAGGGGGGAGUCCACAGUUUACACAGUUAUGAGAAAAGGCUCUUUUAAACAGAAGCAAGUGUCCAGAUGGAGAAUCCUUUCAACAGAUAAACACUACAGACCACACUCCAAUUCUGCUUCUAAAUUUAAAUAGACUGAAGUUGCACACUUCACUUUCCCAGGACCCAUCAGUCUUCCGGCCAGCGUCAUCUAUGCAUUUAUUGAAGGUGUGCCUAGAAAUGAAAAGAGGGGCUUUAAGCACUUAUCAAUCAAUGCAUGCAUGAUUGAGUCAACUUUAAAAAAGAAAAAUGUGCUUUUAUGUUGUAAAUGUUGCAAAUAUAUUGCUGUGUCCACUUUGAAGAGAAAAUGUUG
This is a messenger RNA of Nematolebias whitei (Rio pearlfish), 2227 nucleotides long. It is a transcript of the gene impdh2, whose product is annotated as IMP (inosine 5'-monophosphate) dehydrogenase 2. The record is from RefSeq and is a predicted model, not a curated record. Lineage: Eukaryota; Metazoa; Chordata; Actinopteri; Cyprinodontiformes; Rivulidae. Gene Ontology annotation, biological process: GTP biosynthetic process. The transcript has 14 exons. The coding region runs from base 380 to 1924 and encodes 514 amino acids. Gene Ontology annotation, molecular function: IMP dehydrogenase activity. Gene Ontology annotation, cellular component: cytoplasm.